UCGCCUCUUCCUUCUCACUCGCUCGAUCUUGUUCUUCCUUCUCCUUCCCGAUAUCCUUAACCACGCAGCUCCAUAGACUGUCUUUUUCGCUUGUGGCUCAGCUCAAGACUCGAGCACAAGAUAACACUCUCUUAGAAGAGUCUUCUAAUAGAUUCUUUAGGAAGCUUUACCAGGUAGCAUCGAGCUCCCUCAACCUUUUUGGUCAUGGCCCAGAUGUCUGGCCAUCGUGAGAUCCUCAAGAGAAGGUGCAGGUUGGUGAACGGACCUCUCAUCGUAGGAGCUGGUCCUUCAGGUCUGGCUGUGGGUGCGUGCCUCAAGGAGCUCGGCGUCCCCUUCGUGAUCCUCGAGAGAUCCAACAGCAUUGCUUCCCUCUGGCGAAACCGCACCUAUGAUCGCUUAAAGCUCCAUCUCCCCAAGCAGUUCUGCCAGCUUCCCAAGCUCCCUUUCCCUGACGACUUCCCCGAGUACCCCACCAGGAACCAGUUCAUAGGCUACUUAGAGUCCUACGCUGCGCACUUCGAGCUGAGCCCACGAUUCAAUGAGACGGUACAGUCUGCGAAGUACGAUGACACAUGCGGUAUGUGGCGCGUGAGGACCACCGCGUCAGGCCCUGAGACCGCGAACAGGAGCGCCGAGGUGGAGUACAUUUGCCAGUGGCUGGCGGUGUCCACGGGGGAGAAUGCGGAGCCUGUGAUCCCGGAGAUGGAAGGACUGCGGAAGUUCGGGGGGCAGGUCAUACAUGCGAGCGACUACAGAUCCGGUGAGACGUACCAGGGGAAGCAGGUGCUCGUGGUGGGCUGCGGCAACUCCGGCAUGGAAGUCUGUCUCGAUCUCUGCCACCACAAAUCCUUCCCUGUCAUGGUUGUUCGCGACUCGGUCCAUGUUUUACCGAGAGAGAUUUUUCGGAAAUCCACAUUCGAGCUGGCUGUCUUCUUGAUGAAAUGGUUUCCGGUGAAGGUGGUCGAUAAGAUCCUGUUGGCCCUGUCCAGGAUGAUACUCGGGAACACCGAGAGGUAUGGCCUGAAACGACCUUCUCUUGGUCCCUUGGAGCUCAAGCACAUGCAGGGGAAGACCCCUGUUCUCGACAUAGGUGCGCUCAGAAAGAUCAAAUCUGGCGACAUAAAGGUAGUUCCUGGCGUAAAGGGGUUCUUGCAUGGCUCUGUAGAGUUGGUCGACGGUCGGGUCAUCGACGUGGAUUCGGUCAUUUUGGCGACUGGCUACUGCAGCAAUGUUCCUUCAUGGCUGCAGGACACUGACUUGUUCAACAAAGAUGGGUUUCCAAAGCAGCCAUUCCCUAGCGGGUGGAAAGGGAAGUCAGGGCUUUAUGCUGUUGGGUUCACAAGGAGAGGGCUCUCUGGUGCAUCCCAUGAUGCUGUGCAGGUGGCAGAGGAUAUCAGCAGGGUGUGGAAGGAGGAGACCAGGCAGGCAAAGCAUAUUGUUGCCUGCCACAGAAGAUGCAUCUCACAGAUCUGAUCAAGAACUUUGUAGCUCCUGCUAAUCUGCUGUCGCAGUGACAGCACAAUUGUAUAAGAAUCAGAACAGGAGAGCCUCUCUGAAUGCAGUCCAAGUUUUUCGGAUUCAUGCACCUUUCUCUCAAUUCAUCUCUGCUUUGCUUUUCUAUGUUACAACCAAUAUAUCAAUCUGGGAUCUAACCUUCCUUGUUAUAGCUAGAUGACAAGCACCUAUUUUUAUGUGGUUUGGCCACUACUACCCUGGAAGAUACUGCAAUCAGUCUGCAUAUUUCUCAGAGAUCAGAAACCUGCCACUUUUGCAGGCUGUGAAACAAAUCGAACACUGUGUGUGUCCCCAGGUCACAUGCUAAAGGCUCA
Messenger RNA from Musa acuminata AAA Group (dessert banana), 1829 nucleotides. RefSeq names its product probable indole-3-pyruvate monooxygenase YUCCA3. NCBI's taxonomy places the organism in Eukaryota, Viridiplantae, Streptophyta, Magnoliopsida, Zingiberales, Musaceae. Gene Ontology annotation, molecular function: flavin adenine dinucleotide binding; NADP binding; N,N-dimethylaniline monooxygenase activity. The transcript has 3 exons. The record is from RefSeq and is a predicted model, not a curated record. Bases 205 to 1473 code for a protein of 422 amino acids.